AUGCUAAGGAAGCGCACGGAUUUCUAUAGGCAUACACCUACCAGAGCAACUUCAACUUGGUUCGCGUGCACAGAAAAGUUCGGCGCCCGCGACGACGGCCAUGCCAUUCUCCCUCCUUCGAUCACCCUGCCCCAUUCUUCCGCUUUCCAUCACCUCGCCCCAUUCUCCCGCUUUCCAUCACCCCGCCCCAUUCUCCCGCUUUCCAUCACCCCGCCCCAUUCUCCCGCUUUCCAUCACCCCGCCCCAUUAUCCCGCUUUCCAUCACCCCGCCCCAUUCUCCCGCUUUCCAUCACCCCGCCCCAUUCUCCCGCUUUCCAUCACCUCGCCUCAUUCUCCCGUUAUCCAUCACCCCGCCCCAUUCUCCCGCUUUCCAUCACCCCGCCCCAUUCUCCCGCUUUCCAUCACCCCGGCUCAUUCUCCCGCUUUCCAUCACCCCGCCCCAUUCUCCCGCUUUCCAUCACCCCGCCCCAUUCUGCCGCUUUCCAUCACCCCGCCCCAUUCUCCCGCUUUCCAUCACCCCUCCCCAUUCUCCCGCUUUCCAUCACCCCGCCGCAUUCUCCCGCUUUCCAUCACCCCGCCCCAUUCUCCCGCUUUCCAUCACCCCGCCCCAUUCUCCCGCUUUCCAUCACCCCGCCCCAGUCUCCCGCUUUCCAUCACCCCGCCCCAUUCUCCCGCAUUCCAUCACCCCGCCCCAUUCUCCCGCUUUCCAUCACCCCGCCCCAUUCUCCCGCUUUCCAUCACCCCGCCCCAUUCUCCCGCUUUCCAUCACCCCGCCCCAUUCUCCCGCUUUCCAUCACCCCGCCCCAUUCUCCCGCUUUCCAUCACCCCGCCCCAUUCUCCCGCUUUCCAUCACCCCGCCCCAUUCUCCCGCUUUCCAUCACCCCUCCCCAUUCUCCCGCUUUCCAUCACCCCGCCCCAUUUUCCCGCUUUCCAUCACCCCGCCCCAUUCUCCCGCUUUCCAUCAACCCGCCCCAUUCUCCCGCUUUCCAUCACCCCGCCCCAUUCUCCCGCUUUCCAUCACCCCGCCCCAUUCUCCCGCUUAGGGCGGGGUGA
This is a messenger RNA of Closterium sp. Naga37s-1, 1053 nucleotides long. NCBI's taxonomy places the organism in Eukaryota, Viridiplantae, Streptophyta, Zygnematophyceae, Desmidiales, Closteriaceae. The record is from the annotation of a GenBank genome assembly.